Messenger RNA from Phragmites australis (common reed), 1740 nucleotides. RefSeq lists its product as uncharacterized. NCBI's taxonomy places the organism in Eukaryota, Viridiplantae, Streptophyta, Magnoliopsida, Poales, Poaceae. The transcript has 3 exons. The record is from RefSeq and is a predicted model, not a curated record. The coding region runs from base 108 to 1301 and encodes 397 amino acids.
CCCCACCCGACAGCGACAGAGGACACACGACAAGGCACCCACCUUCCCCUCCGCCCCAAGUCUCUCGCUCCCGCACACCACCGCCGCCACCAACCUCGCCGCCGGCAAUGGCGUGGCUCGCACGCUCGAUCGCCAACUCCCUCCUCUCCCCCGAGGAACAAACCGACAGUACCGACCCGGGCCGGUCCGCUUCCCCCGGCUCGCCCCCGCGCGGCGUCCGCGAGGAUCUCUCCGAGCUCACCGGCGCCCUGGCGAACCGCUUCCAGGGCCUCGCCUCCUUCCUCGCGCCCGCCGCCCCGGGCGGCGCUCCACGCGGUCCGGACCCAGCCGAGAUCGCCGGCCGCUUCCGUGCUGGCCUCGCGCGGCUCCCUGGUCGCCAGGCCGUCGCUGGUCUCGCCAAGAUCGCCUCCUCCCUGCUGCCCCCGGAGCUUGAUGAGGCGGAAGCCGCGGGGGUCACGGAGGAGGUGGUCUCCUUCGCGCGGGACGCCGCCCUGCGGCCCGAGCUCUGGCUCGACUUCCCGCUCCUUCCCGACGAUGCGGACUCAGACGAUUUUGACAUGACUGAUGCGCAGCAAGACCACGCCCUGGCCGUCGAGAGCUUGGCGCCGGAGCUGGCUGAUCUGAGGAUCGAGCUCUGCCCGAGCCACAUGAGCGAGGGCUGCUUCUGGAAGAUAUACUUCGUGCUGCUGCAUCCUAAGCUCAAGAAGGACGAUGCCGAGAUUCUGUCGACUCAGCAGAUUUUUGAAGCUAGAGAGAAGUUGUCACAUGAUUUGCAAUAUCAGACGAAGCUACAGAGCAGCAAUGAAGAAACAGUACAUGUGCCUUUCAGUAAUGAAGAUGGUGCUUUAGCUUCUCCUGUAGAGUUGUUGAGUGUAUUGAAGGACCAAGAUGACUCUGUGAUGGCCACAUCUUUUAGCAACGUAGACUAUGGCAUACCUCAACCAACCAAUCAGGAAGUUCUAUCAACUAAUACAGUCAGCGAUGCUGAAGCUGUUUGUUCGGAUAACACCAGCAGCAGUGUACCUGUACAACUUGUGCCCAUACUGAAAGAGACCACAGCGGUCUCACAAUCUAGCAUGGAAGAAAGCAAACGUGAUCUCUCUACAGGAGAUGCAGUUGACAUCACUGAGCAAUCAGAAGUUGUCAUUCAGAAAACUGAUAAUGAUGACGACGACAACGAUGAUGGGGAUGAAUGGUUGGAAGAGGAGACAGGUGACACAGAAAACGCGGAAAUUCCAAUAGCAGGUGAUGAAGAUAUAUCUUUCAGUGAUCUGGAGGAAGAUGAUGAUGACACAGCCUAACAUCACCAGCGGGCUUGAUCAUACUGCUUAUUUGUGCAUCCGAUUCAAUCAUACGAUUUGAUACAAUGAUCUUGGCUGAUGUCCAGAAUAUGUCUCGUGGGGAUGUUGUGAUCCACUGCCACCGCUGCAGAAUUUGCUUGACUUCUCCCGUCCUCUCUGUGCCCAGUGAAAUGUAUCAUGGGUUUCCACUACAAGCCCCCCCUCCUUUCAGGUUCGAAGUUACUUACUGAUUUAAGCAUGCAAUGUUAGUGAAAGUUGUACAGUCUGUAGAGGCUAGUGAAUGCAAUGAUUUGAAUCAAUAUUCUGAUUCCUCCUACAUGUACCCUUCAGCAAUCUAUGUUGGCGAAUUCCAAUUUGUUUUAUGUUUUAGUGAGAAAAAAACAUCCAUGUUAUCAAUGUACUCCCUCAUGUAAUAAAAAAAGCAUUGUUUAGAUAUCCA